AAAGAGAAGGAGAGUUGAAAAGAAAAAAUCUCUCUAUAGGUCUCCUCCUUCUUCAAUCGACGGUGCAUAACGCUGUUUCGCGUUACGAUCGGCCUGACUUUCACGCGCACAGUCACACAGGAAAUGCAGUUUAUGGAUCGCCGCGCGAAAGUCUGAUAAGGAAAAUUGAGAGGAUGACGUCAGAGGAGAGUCGAAAUUGAUUCUCCGUCGUUCGAUUCGGCGAUGUCGAGGAUAACUUAAGUUUUCGUUUUCACCUUCCUCGUCGUCGUUCAAUUUUUCUCCUUCGAUUUCUCGUUCGAAUGUCGAAAAGUCGCAAGAAACGUCAAAGAUGACGGUAGUGCCGCUGGUGACAUCGCGAACGUGCACGCGGCCGUCAGUAAGCACGAGUCGCUGCACGAGCUGCGUACCGUUGAAUAUCGCUCUUUCAUAUUCUUCCAAUCAAAUUCGAGACUGCGUUAAUCUUCUCUUUAUCUUUCUUUCAAAUCGAUCGAAGAUCGUUCGAACAUUAUCGAGGAUUUCGAAGUCUCCUUUAGUCGAGUUGACGUCUUCUUUGUUCCAUUUAAUCGACGUCGCAACGCUGAAAUGAUUCCCGCGAAAAGGUUUAUGCUCAGAGUCUCUAUGGCACCGUGGUCUUGGAUGGAGAUUCCUGGCUUGUUUAUUGGCUAGAUCGAGCGUUACGGCAUGGUUUACGCGUAGAAAGGCACGGAUAUUGGGGUACGGCCAGAGAACUAAGUCAUCAGGAUACCGUCGUGGUGAUCCAUGCUCUCCAAAGCGUACUAACUUCCAUAGGAAAAGUUCUAUAUAUUUUCUAGGUAGAGCAUGGUUAUAUCAUACCCUCAGCGAAGGCAGCUUCGAAAGUUAUUUAGCCUGCUUACUGCGGGAUAGCAAAACAUUAAAGAAACAAUACUUUCCCCAUGCGCUUGUCCGCGACGCCGAUAAGACCAACCAACUUGUGAAUCUCCUCGCUGGUCUAGAAAAUGUGUCCUUCACUUUACAAUUAGAUGUGACACACUUGGACAUCUGCAAUUAUAUGCCGCAAAGGCCUAUGAGCAUAAACUCUUCUGGAACCGUAUUAUCUUUACAUCUGAGAUCUUCUAGCGUAUGUUCGAGCUUAGCUUCGCCCGGCGAUAGUGGUGUUGCGUUUGACAGUGACAUGGACCUCGCGAAUGAAACCGAUGCCAGCAGUUACAAAGAAGAAGACUCUUCGAUGGAUGAUAUUCCAGAUUAUCGAAAUAAUAGAUACAAAGUUAUCAUCAACAAUUGCAUACAAGAGAACAAAAAUUUUAGCUCGAGCGAUUCCAGCGAGGAUGGGAAGACACCGAUGCAGUCUCCUGCGGUUACAAAAUUUCAAAAUGUGAUUAUGACGAAGAGUGACAUCGCGAAUCAAAACUUAACCAGGAAGCUCGAAGAUAAUGAACUCAAUUGUUCGAGUUUGGACACUUUGAAAAGUUAUGAUUUUUACAGCAGAAGCCUUGAUACCGUUCACUUGGACGCGGUGAACAAUAAAUGUGACAACGGAAUAAAAGAAAUAAAUAAAAGGAGCAGCUAUUACGGGGACGGCAGCUAUAGCUUCAAGAAGAACAUCGAUCCUCGUAAUUCCUACGUGAUUAAUAACGAUACAAAUCUCUUGGAAUUGAGUAUGACCAUUUCUGAUUGCGAUAAUAUAGAGCCUCCUUAUGGUAUUCUGAACACACUUAAUGUGACGGAUGCGAGCAUUUUGUCGACAUCCAGCUCCGAAGCCAUAGUACAACGUAGACAACGUAAGAAGAAGCGUGAGAGCAAGAAACGCGUUAGUUUUCACGAGGAUAUUCUAAAAACGAUGAAAUUAGAUGACGAUGAGAGCUAUGCGGAUUUCUCUAUGAGCUUUCUAACACCGAACUCGAUUCAAAAGAAGGACGCUCAGAAGGGACGUUACAGUUGGUGUGGACACGGAGAUUCUCCUUACGUUCAAAAGAGUACCAAUACAAGAAACGCGCAUUCCGAUUAUUAUUCCUUUUCUUCGUCGUCGAGCGUAUUCGACAGUGAUAUCGAAAAGAAGGGAACGCAGAAGUUAUGCAAUCAGACGUUGUGUCAGAAAAAUUGUAAAUGUUCUUGCGAUCUAUCUCUGCCAGAACGUGGUUCGCCAGAAGGACAAGAAGAUCCAGGUAAAAGUUUAAGACCAAAGAUGGAGAUAGAAUUGGAAGAGAACGAGGCACAAGAAGCGUACAUCGUUGAAAAGCAGUACGGAAAUAUCGUCGAGGAUCCGCCGGUAAAAGUAGAAAUGCCGAGAGCACAGAAUUCUAAGAAAUAUGCCAGUUCUAGCGAUUGGUCCGACGUAGAGAGCGUCGCAACUUCCGAUUUAGAAGAACGUAAGAUCAAUAGGCAUUUGGCUUCGCCGUCUAAAAAACGUAACAUGACCUCGAUAUUAACCGGUGAAAGCAGUAGUAAAUUAUUAGCGCCUCCUUUACGACAAGCACCAUCGAAAACAUCGUUGUUGAGUAGAUUUUUGAGAUCUAUCACGGAGAGGAAAUUUGAAAGUAAAAAAACCAAGAAACCACAGAAGGCUAAUCCGUUGUACAUCAAAGGUGUCAAAGCAAAUUACGAUUCGUUUAAGGAUUUCAACGAUAAUCUCGAUAGAGAGAUACAAGAAAAUGUUGCUGCAGAAAAGCAAGAGUUCAGCGGAGAGAAGAUCAGCCUAAAAUUACGAGAAACCUUUAAGAAGCAUAUUUACAGAGACAAAACAGAAGAGUUGUAUAAAGUUUAUAAAGUUAGAAGUUCGUACAUGACGAACGGAGAGAGCAAGCCGAUGAUCGCUUUAUUAACGGACAAAACAUUAUACUUAACCGGCUCGAAGUUGGAUCAUUCCUACAGUAACCAAUUCGUAAUUCCUUACAACGAGCUAGAUGUUAUAAUGAUUGGACCAAAUGCACAAACGAUUCUUAUCUCUAACGCCGAUUAUGAGAUGCAGUAUCUAUUUUCCACUGGCAGUUCGCAUACCACCUCGGAAUUAAUUACGCAUUUGGAAAUAGCCAUGAGAAGAUCACCAUCGAAGCCUCGAUUGCCGGCUGUUAAAGAAUUAAGUUAUGAAGACAUGCAUAUUCUGAAGCAGUCGAUAUUGUCUGAUACUGCUGUACAUCCUGAUGAAAAAAUAGAACAUUACAGUCUUAUUUAUAUGGAGGAUGAACAUAUGUCUCCUCCGAGCACACCGUGUGGCCCAACCAAAGAAGGCGAUCUUAUGUUUAGACCACACACUUAUCAGCAGAUACAUCCUAAUGCACCAAUAAAUCCUUGGGAAGCUGGAUAUUUUGUUCUUAAAGGCGGUGUGGUUUACAUGUUUACAGAUUCGAAUCAACGCCUUCCUAAACGUGCCAUUCCGUUGAAGGGUGGUCUUUGUCAAGGUUGCCGAAGAAUUCCCAACUCGCAUCGACCGCAUACGUUCGAAAUACUUUUGAAACCAAAUAAAGCAUUUCAAUUUGCUGCUCCGGACGAAUACGUUGCUUCCGAAUGGUUGCAAAGUUUCGUGCAAAGUGCGUCUGGUUUGUUUGAUUGUUCUGAUAAAAGAGAACCUAUGCCCUGUAGUCUUGUCACGACUACAAGACAUCUAGUUGCCAUGAAAGAAGUAUAUCCAGGUACUCAACGCAAUCAAACGUUAUCGUGUGCUUCUGUGGAAGACUUAACAGCUUUCAGAGUACCCUUACCCGAACAAUCUUGGUGUAUAUUGGAAUUCGCUUGUCGGGAGGUUCACGAGAGUAGCGGUGAUUGGGUGAUAUACUUUACCAAUUAUACCGAGCUCUGUACUUUCAGAGAGAUUUUACAAACGUUAUGGGCUGAUGCGGAUUUGGGUGAAUUUCCUAUGGUUACGCUUCCUCCAGAAGAUAAACUUCAUCGACGCUGUUCGGAUGCUAGUAAAGAUUUAGAAUAUGCUUGGCAAUAUUUAUUACCGUCAACGAUCGAAUAAGCACUAAGGUGUAUUCAUAUACACGAUAGAAACCCUUAAGAGAAAUAUUUUACUUUAUCUCCUGAUGAAAAGAAAAGAUCGAAAAAUUGCAUAUUGAUAACCUACAAGGUAAUAUUGAAGAAACGUAAAAACGUAAAAUGAUAUAGUACACUAUACAUUUAAAAUGAUAUGUUAUUCUAUUCCUGUGAAGUAGCAUACAACUAAAUUUUAAUGUAUGUAUUAUAUUUUAGUUUGAUUAAUUAAGCAGAAAGUUUGUGUAACGAAUUGAAUUAUUAGGUUGCCUGAUUUGAAUAGAUUAGUAAUUCUAAGUGAUAUUAAUCGUGCUAUGCACAAAACGGUGCAAUAUAUCGUCUCUAGUAUAAAGUUUUGUGAUUAUUUGCUAGUAAUUUAUAUUGAUAAAUGAAUUGUAAUAUAAUGGCAAUUGUGAAGGGUUGUGUUGCAUCACAUUGUAUGAAUGUCUAUGUACUCACAUUUAUCCAAAAAGAUAGGGUAAUAUGCAUUAACUACGAUUAUCUUUGAGACAAUGUUCUUCAAA
Messenger RNA from Vespula pensylvanica (western yellowjacket), 4472 nucleotides. RefSeq names its product pleckstrin homology domain-containing family M member 2 (gene prd1). NCBI's taxonomy places the organism in Eukaryota, Metazoa, Arthropoda, Insecta, Hymenoptera, Vespidae. Gene Ontology annotation, cellular component: endosome membrane. The record is from RefSeq and is a predicted model, not a curated record. Gene Ontology annotation, biological process: positive regulation of membrane tubulation; regulation of protein localization; Golgi organization. Gene Ontology annotation, molecular function: kinesin binding. Bases 1031 to 3937 code for a protein of 968 amino acids. The transcript has 9 exons.